AUGGCGAGUGGCGAGAGUAGUCGUAAGAAAAAGCGGCGUGAACCACCACCACCGGGUGCUAAGCCGUGUCCAUCCCGGUUUGUCCCACCUGACGUCGGCAGCCAGCCCUUACCGUGGGUGCCUCGCGCUGGAUACGACCAUGAGAUGGGACAGGAUAGCGUCCACGUUAAAGCUGUUAUGAAUAUGUACCCUGAAGGAGAAGGAGAUGGUAACUGCAGCAAGUUCCUGCCUCUAAUGCAGAACAAGUCCUGGACGAAGGGCGUGCCCUUCCGCGACUCCUAUAUGCACGCCAGACCUUCGGAGUCUAUUGGUAACUGUUAUACGGCGACCACAAAAACUAUUCGUUCGAUCAACAUGCCUCCUAAGAGGAAGCCUCCUCCAGAACUGUAUGGCCCUCUGGGACCUAAUGGAGAAAUGCAGUUUCCUCCUCUCCAGCUUGUAGCGCAGAGGGCGAAGGAAAAACGGCAGAAGGAGCUAGAGGCAGAGAGGAACAAGACUACUCUACAGAAAGGUUUAGUAAGGCUAGAAGAUCUGAUAUCUGGCGAGUAUGAUAGAAAGAAAGCUGCAGAAGCCGAAGCCAAGCGGCUUCGAGUUGAGAAGAGGAAGCUCGCCAAGCAAGCUGCAGAGAUAGCAGCGCAGGAGGAGUUCAAAAGACGUCUAGCUCGUUUAGAGUUCGAGCUGCCUAGAGACCCGGACCAGCAGAAGAAAGAGAUGCUAGCCAUCACCGAGGAGGAGCACUACAGGUUCAUCUCGCCUGACGCCUUGGAGAGGAUCGAGUUCUAUCUCUCUGUGUCGCUAUCAGGAAAGCAGCUCCCGGAGUACCCGGUGGAGCUGUACAAGCGCGCCAGGUUGGCGGUGGACAAGCAGACCGAGUGCAUCAAGCAACGCAUGCUAAUCCUCACGUGGCAGGCCAACGUGCGGCGGAGCGAGGCCGAGAUACGGGAGUUCUUUGUUAUGGCUAUGAAGAGAUGUAUCCUGCAGUACAUCCUGGAGGACGGGGCGGAGCGCGUCCGGCUGCAGAUCCCGUUCGUGCCCCCGCUGUGGCCGGCGCACGUGGUCCGCGCGCCCGUGCCCUGGCACACGCCGCUCGUCAAGGCGCGGGAGGCGCUCUCGCACAGAUACUUCCUCGGGAACCCAGUACUGCUCGAGCUACGGAGGAUGUGGCACGAAAGAUACCAAAAUGUAUACAUAGUUGACAUGAAAAAGAUGCAAGCAGAAGUACCAUUCCCUCAGUACACGCACGAGUUCACAGAGAACCUGAACAGGCUCUGUCAGGAGAUGAGGACCGAGCUGGAGGAGAACUGGUUGAUAGACGUGGCCGACACCAUGAUCAAGAUGAGGCACCACUGGGCUGGGUACGUCGCUAAGAAGAAGAGCGAGUCCACCUUCAAAGUGGAGACUUUUUUCAGAUGUAUCCGUGCGCUGAUGUCCAAUCAAAUCCGGGACCUCGUGGAAAGGAGUGUCGCGCACUUCGCUAAACAUUUAUGUUUUUAUUCGGAAGGUAACGCCUACGAGGGUCCGUACCGCGACUACAUGUUCAUAAAGCGGCCCAUAGUCCGUGUGAAGGUGAUUGCCCACCCUGGCAGCAACCAAAUCACCUUCGACCCUGGCCUUGAGAGCAUCAAGACCUUCGUCAUCAAGUGGUUCCAGGCCAUCAUCAACGUCUCCCAAGCUUUACCGUCGGUUGAUAAGAUCAUGUAUCCAACGACGGCGCGUCCGGAGCCGAUGUUGAUGGGCGUGUUUGCGGACGAGCGCUACAUGAUCGACGUGAUCAGCGAGGCGGUGCGCCAGGUGUCCAUCAACAAGCCGGGCCCGCGCGCCUUCCUCGCCAGCUACAACGACUACUUCUACAUACUCAAUGGAGAAGCCAAGCAAGAUCUACUCGCUUUCUUCGCACAGGAACCCCCGCCAUUUUUGAAGGACUUCUCAGCCCGCAUCUACAUGUACGAGGAGCUUCGCGACGAGAUCCUGUUCCUCCGGCGCGACAUUCCGCUGAACAUGGUGAUGCUGGACUGCGGGCCCAUCAACGACACGCUCUGGGACAUCGUCAACGGUCUCCGGCAGUACAUCGUCGACCACUUCAUCAAUAUCAAUAGGAAGUGGAAUAGAAGUAUCUGCAACAUCUACGAGGAGAUGGUGGCUCGAGCAUCGGAGACCCCGGAGACGACGGCGCAGCUGGUGGAGCUGAUCAACUACAUCAUGGACUGCCGCGACAGCGCCAUGUUCGACCUCCGGGAGAAGGCGCGGACCACCGCCGAGCAUGUACUCUUCCUCAUGCAACAUGCACAUCUUACUUUUGAGGAUGUGAACCUGAAUACCAGAGUGUUCCUCUGGCCCCUGGACAUGGAGGAGACAAUAGAUCUAACGCUGAAGACCCUCAACACAAAGAAGUCCAUGGCUGAAGACAAGCUGAGGAGUCGGAAGACCAUCUUCGAGGAUAAACUGAAGAAGCACGAGAAAGACUUGGAGCUGUUCCGUAGGUUCGACCCUCCGUUGCUGAACCUGGACUUGCUGCAGGAUGCCGUUGAGAGGGUUGACGCCAUAUUCAAGAAUUUGAUAGAAGAUAAACACGAGGCCGAGUACAUAAUCAACGAGGAGACACUCCUCGACCAGGAGGUGUCGGUGUACUUCAGCCUGCAGACCAUGAUCUCGGGCAUCGAACCCUUCCACAAACUCUGGCAUACCGCAUACGACUUCUAUGACGGCUACGAGAAAUGGUACCAUGGUCCCUUCCAAGGUCUGAACGCAGAGCAGAUAGCGGAGGACGUGGACGCCUGGUGGAAGCUGCUGUACAAGCUGGGCAAGCAGCUGUACGAGUACCCCGGCGCCAAGCGGAUCGCUGACAUGGUGCGGAACAAAGUCGAGAAGUUCAAGGUCCUACUGCCUGUGCUCUGCGCUAUUUGUAAUAAGGGCAUGCGCGAGCGUCACUGGGCGAGGAUCAGCGAGCUGAUCGGCGCGGAGGUGGUGCACGAGGAGAGCACGACGCUGGCGGACAUGGUGGAGCAGGGCGUGCACGUGUACGCCGCCCAGCUCGAGGAGAUCGAGCAGUACGCCUCCAAGGAGUACGCGCUCGAGAAGGCGCUCAACAAGAUGAAGGACGAGUGGGUCGGCGUCAACUUCGAGGUCGUGCCGUACCGAGAUACUGGUGUGGGUAUCCUAACGGGGUUGGACGACAUCCAGCAGCUCCUGGAUGACCACAUUCUGAAGUCGCAGACUAUGCGCGGCUCCCCGUACGUGAAGGCAUUCGAAGCUGACAUGGUGGGCUGGGAGGAGAAGCUCAUCAGCAUGCAGGAUAUACUGGAUCAGUGGCUCACGUGCCAAGCCACUUGGAUGUACCUGGAACCCAUCUUCUCGUCUGAGGACAUCAUGAGGCAAAUGCCGACCGAAGCAAGGAACUUUCGCGACGUGGACAAAGAAUGGAAGACCAUCAUGGCUGCCACGCAGAAGUGCCCCAUGGUACUCGAGGCCACUGACUACCCUGGUUUGCUGAAGUCGUUGAAGUACAACAAUGUACUCCUAGAGGACAUCCAGCGAGGCCUCAACGAUUACCUGGAGAAGAAGAGGCUGUUCUUCCCCAGAUUCUUCUUCCUAUCCAACGAUGAGUUGCUGGAGAUUUUGUCAGAAACGAAGGACCCGAUGCGAGUACAGCCUCACCUGAAGAAAUGCUUCGAGGGCAUCUACACGUUGGAGUUCAACGCGGCGAAGGAGAUCAUUGGCAUGGCCUCCUCAGAGGGAGAGUCGGUCAAACUUUCCUCUACUAUACAGCCUGCUGAUGCCAAGGGCAUGGUGGAGCGCUGGCUGCAGCAGUUGGAGCAGCAGAUGAUAGUGUCGCUGCGGGACGUGGCCAGCGAGGCCAUCGCCAGCUACGCCACGCUGCGCCGCGAGGACUGGGUGCUCGUCUGGCCCGGACAGAUCGUGCAGGCCGGCUCCUGCGUCGAGUACACCAUCGAGACGAUAGAAGCAAUAGAAACGAACACCAUCCCGGAGCUGAUAGAGCGCAGUACGAUCCAGAUCAACGGGCUGGUGUACCUCGUACAGGGGGACCUCCGGCCCGGGAACAGGAUCACGAUCGAGGCGCUCAUCGUGCUCGAUGUACACGGCCGGUCAAUCCAGGAGGAAUUGUUGGAGCGUAAAGUGAUGGACAUCACGGACUUCAACUGGAUAUCGCAGCUGCGGUACUACUGGCGCGGCGAGAAGAUAAUCUGCUCUAUGAUCACUACAGACGUGGAGUACGGGUUCGAGUACCUCGGCAAUAUUGGGCGGUUGGUGGCGACACCGCUCACCGACCGGUGCUACAGAACUCUAAUGAGUGCUUUGAAACUGAACCUGGGUGGUGCUCCCGAGGGUCCAGCAGGUACGGGUAAGACGGAAACAACCAAGGACUUGGCCAAGGCCGUGGCCAAGAAGUGCGUGGUCUUCAAUUGUUCCGACGGACUCGAUUACAAGGCGCUCGGCAAAUUCUUCAAGGGUCUAGCCCAGUCGGGCGCGUGGGCAUGUUUCGACGAGUUCAACCGUAUCGAACUGGAAGUGCUUUCAGUGGUGGCCCAGCAGAUCCUCUCUAUCCAGCUUGCUAUACUGCGUCGGGAGAAGCGGUUCAUCUUCGAAGGGACGGAGAUCAGCCUCAAUCCAAGUUGCUCUGUGUUUAUUACUAUGAAUCCUGGUUACGCGGGACGCACGGAGUUGCCCGACAACUUGAAGGUGUUGUUCCGUACGGUGGCCAUGAUGGUGCCGGACUACGCCAUGAUCGGGGAGAUCACGCUCUACUCCAACGGGUUCGUCCACGCUGGACCGUUAGCCCGUAAGAUAGUCCAAGCCUACAAGCUCUGCUCUGAGCAGCUAUCCUCGCAGAACCACUACGACUACGGCAUGCGCGCCGUCAAGUCCGUACUGCUGGCGUCAGGCGCGCUGAAGAAGAACUACCCUGAAAAGGACGAGGCACAGCUCGUACUCCGAGCCAUCAUCGAUGUCAAUAUGCCCAAGUUUCUCUCACAGGACGUGCCCUUGUUCACGGGUAUCUACACGGACCUGUUCCCGGGCAUUGAGAUCCCGCAGCCGGACCGCGCCGAGCUGACGCGCUGCAUACGCAAGGAACUCGAGAAGCGGAACCUGCAGGCCACUGAUUGGUAUCUGGAGAAGAUUAUACAGAUUUACGAGAUGAUGUUAGUCCGACACGGGUUCAUGAUAGUGGGGCAGCCGAUGGGGGGCAAGACGCAGGCCUACCAGUCUCUCGCGGAGUCCCUGCGAGCACUACAGCUGACCAAGCCACCGCCCAGACACAAGGAAUUCGGGGCCAUCUACCGUAUCAUCAACCCUAAAGCCAUCACCAUGGGACAACUUUACGGCUGCUUCGAUCCUGCUUCCCAUGAAUGGUCUGAUGGGGUACUGGCGAUAGCAUUCCGUGAGUACGCAAUGUCAGUGACCCGCGAUCGCAAGUGGAUCAUAUUCGACGGCCCCGUGGACGCCGUGUGGAUAGAGAACAUGAACACUGUACUCGAUGACAACAAGAAGCUCUGUCUCAUGAGCGGGGAGAUCAUACAGAUGACGAACAAAAUGAACUUGAUCUUCGAGGCGGCCGACCUGGAGUUCGCCUCGCCGGCGACGGUGUCGCGAUGCGGUAUGAUCUACAUGGAGCCGGAGAUGCUGGGAUGGCGAGCGUUUCUAAGUUCGUACAACGUUUACCUAACCAAGAAGUUGAUCCCGGAGCAGUUCGAGCUGAUCCAGGAGCUGAUCGACUGGCUGGUACAGCCCAUCCUCGAGUUCCUGCAGGCCAAGUGUACAGCGUUCGUCAAGGUUGGGGAGAUACACCAGUUCCAUUCGUUCACCCGACUGUUCACGUGCCUGCUGGACGCGGAGAGCCAGUUCAGCACGGUGUGGCUGCAGUGCACCUUCGUGUUCGCGCUGCUCUGGGGACUCUGCGCCAUCAUCAACGGUGAGAGUCGCAAGAUAUUCGACGCGUUCUUCCACAAGUUAAUCGACGGCAACAACGCGCGCUACCCCAAACCGAAGUCGUUCAAGUUGUCCAAGAACCAGUUGUUCCCCGACAAGGACACUGUGUUCGACUACACGUACGACAAGAGGAACAAUGGCACCUGGAUAUCCUGGAUGGAGCUGGAGAAGGAGGUUCCAUUGGCGGCUACUGCUAAGGUGAACGAACUGAUCAUCCUUACGAAUGAGAACGCGUGUCUCCGGUUCUUCGUGAGUAACAUGGUGAAGGCCAACAUCCCGAUCCUGAUAGUCGGUCCGACGGGCACGGGCAAGUCGUCCAUGGUGCUCAACUACUUACUCUCUCUCCCCAAGGAGAAGUACAUCACCAAUGCCAUCACCUUCUCCGCUAGGACUACUGCUAAUCAGACACAAGACAUCAUUAUGUCAAAAGUGGACAGAAGACGUAAAGGUGUGUUCGGACCUUCAAUGGGGAAAAAGUGCUUGUUAUUCGCGGAUGACCUGAGCAUGCCUCAGAAGGAACAGUACGGUGCCCAGCCGCCCCUGGAGCUACUGCGCCAGUGGAUAGACCACGGACACUGGUACGACCUCAGGGACAUGGUACGGCAGGAGGUCGUCGACAUCCUGGUGGUAUCAGCGAUGCUGCCCCCCGGCGGCGGGUCCAAUCAGAUCUCGUCCCGGCUGACGCGGCACAUGCUGGUCGUAACGCUGGAUUCCUUCGAGGAUAACACCCUCAACAAGAUCUUCGGCACCAUCAUGGAUUGGCACUUCUCUAAGGGAUUCAUUGAAGCCUUGCAAAGGCAGGCCAAGGCGGUAGUAGGAGCGACAAUGGAGGUAUACAAGACAGUGACCCUGCAGUUCCUGCCGACGCCCCAGAAGUGCCACUACCUGUUCAACCUGCGGGACUUCGCGCGCGUCAUCAAGGGAAUACUCCUAGUGCCGGCCACACACAUGAAGGACCUCAACAAGCUGGUCAUACUGUGGAUACACGAGGCCUACCGAGUCUUCUACGAUAGACUCGUUGACGAUGCUGACCGUGUAAGACUAUACGAAGUAGUAUACAAGGCGGUAUACAACAAUUUCCGCGUGCACAUGGACGCCGUACUGCAGGAGAUGGGGUUCAUCCCGGAGGGGGAGAAGUGCAGCAACAAACACGCCUGCAACAUCUUCUUCGGGAACUACAUGGAGCCUGACGCUGAUCCCAAGAUAUAUGAUCAGGUACUGAGCCUGGAGGACAUGGCAGCCAAGAUGGAGUACUACUUGGAGGAGUACAACGUGGUGUCCUCGUCCCCGAUGUCGCUGGUCAUGUUCCGCUACGCCCUGGAUCACAUCUCGCGCUGCACCAGGGUGUUACUGCAGGAUAAUGGAAACCUGCUUCUGGUGGGAGUGGGUGGCAGCGGCAGGAGCAGUGCCGUGAAGCUGGCUGCCAGCAUACUGGAGAUGAAUGUUGUACAGAUAGAAAUAUCCCGACUGUACGGUGUAAACGAGUGGCGUGAUGAUGUCAGGAAGCUGUUGAUGAAGGCCGGCAUCAUCGGGAAGCCUCUUGUCUUCCUCUUUGCUGAUAACCAGAUUAUUUACGAGGGUAUGGUGGAGGACAUCAACAUGUUGCUGAACACGGGCGACAUCCCCAACCUGUACGGCAUGGACGAGAAGGUCGAGAUCCUCGACAAGAUGCAGACCGCCGUCCGGGAAUCCGGUAAAAAACUAGAAACAACUCCGCUGGCGAUGUUCGGUUUCUACGUGGAGCGAGUGAAGGCCAACCUGCGCAUAGUGCUCUCCAUGUCCCCCAUCGGGGACUCGUUCCGCAACCGACUGCGCAUGUUCCCCUCACUCAUCAACUGUGCCACCAUCGAUUGGUUCACAGCAUGGCCAUCGGACGCCUUGGAGCGAGUGGCGCACAUGUUCAUCUUCGAGAUGGAGGAUGUGGAGGACGAGCUCCGCCUGGCCUGCGUCGACAUGUGCCAGCUCUUCCAUACAUCCGUCGUACAGCUUAGCGAUAGGUACGAAACUGGUCUGGAACAGCUGGACUUCGCAGCCGGCCAGGUGGCGGUGAUGCAGCAGAACCUCAGGGACUUGCAGCCACAGCUGGUGGAAACAUCAGAUAAGACUGAGAAGCUCAUGAUCAAGAUCGAACAGGAUACUGUCGUUGUUGAGAAGCAAAAAGAGAUUGUAGGUGCAGAUGAAGCGUUAGCCAACGAGGCGGCUGCAGCAGCUCAGGCCAUCAAAGACGACUGCGAGUCUGACCUGGCUGAGGCUGUACCGGCUCUGGAAGCUGCACUCAAUGCCCUUAACACCCUGAAGCCAGCUGAUAUCACCCUCGUCAAGUCCAUGAAGAACCCGCCGGGUGGAGUCAAGCUGGUCAUGGAAGCUGUCUGUGUGAUGAAGGGGAUCAAAGGAGAUAGGAAGUUCGAUCCUAAUGGUAAACCGUUCGAAGACUACUGGGGUCCCUCGCUGAAGAUGCUUGGAGACAUGAAGUUCCUCGAGAGCCUGAAGAACUACGACAAGGACAAUAUACCGCCGGCAAUCAUGAAAAAGAUUAGAGAGAGAUACAUUCCGGACCGUGACUUCGAUCCUGCUGUGAUCGCGAAAGUAUCGUCUGCGUGCGAGGGUCUAUGUCGGUGGGUGCGUGCCAUGGACGUCUACGAUAGGGUCAUCAAGGUGGUGGCCCCGAAGAAGGCGGCGCUGUUCGAAGCAGAGUCGGAGUUGCAGGCGCAGAUGAACACGCUCAACGCCAAGCGCGCCCAACUACAGGCUGUACUCGACAAACUGCAGACUCUAAACGACGAGUUCGCGGAGAUGACCCGCAAGAAGAAAGGUCUAGAGGACGAGAUCCACAUUUGCUCCACCAAGCUGAUACGAGCUGAGCGGCUCAUCGGUGGACUUGGAGGGGAGAAGGCGCGGUGGACCGAACUCGCCAAGGAUCUGCAGGAGUUGCUGUCUAAUAUUAUAGGCGAUGUAUUGCUGUCGGCGGGAUGUAUCGCGUACCUAGGUCCCUUCACGGUGAACUACAGAACCGAGGUCAUACAGAUGUGGAACAGGAGGGCCAGGAUAUUACGUAAGAAUUUAGCUUAUUCUUCUAAGCAGUUAAUGGGGAUCCCAUGCUCGGAGACGUUCUCCCUGAUCGCAACUCUGGGCGAGCCAGUAGUGAUCCGAGUGUGGAACAUCGCGGGGCUGCCCGUGGACAACUACUCCAUACAGAACGGUAUCAUCGUGGAUAAGUCGCGGCGAUGGGCGCUCAUGAUAGACCCGCAAGAGCAAGCGAAUAAAUGGAUAAAGAACAUGGAGCGCGACAACCAGCUGAAGGUGAUAAAGCUGACGGAUCCCAACUACGCCAGGGUGCUGGAGAACGCCAUCCAGCUCGGCUUCCCCGUCAUGCUGGAGAACGUACGGGAGACUUUGGAUGCACUGCUGGAACCUGUGCUGUUGAGGAACGUCUUUAGGUCUGGUGGGGUUGACUGCUUGAAGCUGGGCGACAGCAUCCUGGAGUACAACUACAGCUUCAGGUUCUACAUCACCACCAGGCUCAGUAACCCACAUUACUUGCCUGAAGUCGCUGUGAAGGUGACCCUGCUGAACUUCAUGAUAACCCCACAAGGGUUACAAGACCAGCUACUAGGUAUAGUAGUGGCACAAGACAGACCUGAGCUCGAACUAAAGAAGAAUCAGCUAAUCGUCGAGGGAGCGCACAACAAGAGGACACUCAAAGAAAUUGAGGAUAAGAUUCUAGAGGUGCUAUCGUCAGCCGGCAACAUUCUAGAAGAUGAGUCAGCGAAUCAGAUCCUGUCCUCGUCGAGGGUGCUGUCCAUCGAGAUCGAGGCCAAGCAGGCGGCGGCCACCAUCACGGAGGCCGAGAUAGACAAGGCCCGGCUCCAGUAUGUCCCCGUGUCCCAGCAUAGCUCCGUGCUGUUCUUCUGUAUCUCUGAUCUCGCCAACAUCGAUCCUAUGUACCAGUACUCCUUGGUCUGGUUCAUAAACCUGUACAACCAGGCUAUAUUAAACUCGCCCAAGUCGGAAGUACUAUCAGAGAGGCUGGACGGUCUGAACGCGUUCUUCACAAAGAGCAUUUACGACAACGUCUGCCGCAGUCUGUUCGAGAAGGACAAGCUCAUCUUCUCUCUCGUUCUCACACUCGGUAUACUGAGGUCUAAGGGUAAACUGGACGAUGAGCUGGUGGCGUUCCUGCUGACUGGUGGCGUGGCGCUGGACAAUCCGUUCGAGAACCCGGCGCCAGGCUGGCUCUCUGAGAAGGCGUGGUCCGAGAUUAUCAGAUGCAGUAAUAUGGAUGCGCUAAAAACCUUCCGCAACCACUUCGAGAACAACAUAAGCAAGUGGAAGAGUUUCUACGACCUGUCGGCGCCCCACGAGCACCCCAUGCCGGAGCCCUUCGACCAGCUCGAGGGCAUACCCAAGCUCAUCGUGUUCAGGUGUAUCCGUCCAGACAAGCUGAUCCCCCUCGUCCAACAGUACGUGGUCAAAGAGAUGGGUCAACCGUACAUCGAGCCGCCCCCCUUCGACCUGGACAAGUCCUACAACGACAGCAACUGCUGUUCACCCUUGAUCUUCAUCCUUUCCCCAGGGUCUGACCCCAUGUCUGGGCUCGUCAAGUUCUCUAUGGAGAAGAAAGUCAUUAGCUUCGAGACCAUUUCUCUUGGACAAGGACAGGGUCCGAUAGCAUCGAGCAUGAUAUCGAAAGCGAUCGUGUCAGGAGGCUGGGUGGUGCUGCAGAACUGCCACGUGAUGACGUCAUGGAUGGGCGAGCUCGAGCGCAUCUGUGCGGAGGUCAUCGUGCCGCAGAACACAAACAGCAACUUCCGAUGCUGGCUUACUUCUUACCCCAGUACUUCGUUCCCUGUUACUGUGUUGCAGAAUGGUGUAAAAAUGACAAAUGAAGCCCCAAAAGGUUUAAAAAACAACAUCUACCGUUCCUACGUGUCGGACCCUAUCUGCGACCCUGAGUUCUACAUCUCGUGCCCUCGCACGGAGGACUGGCGCCGCCUGCUGUACGCGCUGUGUUUCUUCCACGCCGUAGUGCAGGAGAGGAGGGCCUUUGGACCUCUCGGCUGGAACAUACAGUACGAGUUUAACGAGAGUGAUCUCAGGAUCUGUGUUAUGCAGUUGCAGAUGUUCCUGACGGACUACCCGGAGACCCCGUUUGACGCGCUGAACUACCUGGCCGGGGAGUGCAACUACGGCGGCCGCGUCACCGACGACAAGGACCGGCGUCUCAUCAUGUCACUGCUCUCCAUCUUUUACAACGAUCAAGUCACUACCGUGCCUGACUACUCGUUCUCCCCGAGCGGGGAUUACCGCAUGCCGCCGAGCAUGGACUACAACUCGGUGCUGGAGCACAUCCGCGCGCUGCCCAUGAUCGCCAAACCUGAGGUCUUCGGACUACACGAGAACGCUGAUAUCACCAAGGAUAACAAGGAGACCGCCGCGUUGCUGUUCGGUACCCUGCAGACUCAGACGCAGAUAGUGAUGGGGGGCGGCGCGGAGGGCGGGGAGGGGGGCGGCAUCGUGGAGCUCACGCACGACAUGAUGGAGCGUCUGCCCGCCUUGUACGACGUGCUCGCCGUCUCAGAGAAGUACCCCGUGCUUUAUUACAACAGCAUGAACACUGUGCUCAAACAGAGUGAGGCGAGAGUGACUGUCAGACUCGUACUGACUAAACCCCCCGUUCCUUCUCCUGCUGUACCCUACAACCCCGGCUGA
Molecule: messenger RNA, 11655 nt
Organism: Spodoptera exigua (beet armyworm)
Lineage: Eukaryota; Metazoa; Arthropoda; Insecta; Lepidoptera; Noctuidae
Source: the annotation of a GenBank genome assembly